AAGCUGUCCAGACACAUUAUUCCCGAAACUGAAACAAUUGUGAAGUAACCAUUGUAGAGUUUAAACAUGAAUCAGGCAUGUCUGUAUCAUCGAGCAAAUGAAGUGCAAAGACAUGAUGCCGAGGAAAUCAUUAUAGAAUAUGCCAAAAAAAUUGAAUGGCGUUUGGAUGGCUGUGAUGCCCUACUGGAUGUGGGUUGUGGUUCGGGAGAUGUAUUAAUGGACUUCAUAUAUCCCAUAAUGCCCAAACAAUUUGAGCGUAUAGUUGGCACAGAUAUCUCUGAUAAAAUGAUAAAGUUUGCAAAAAGUUGUUACAACAGUUACCCACAGUGUGAUUUUAAACAGUUGGAUAUUGCUAGUGAAGACAAAUUGCCUACGGAUUUGGUGGGAGCUUUUGAUCAUGUUACAUCGUUUUAUUGCCUACACUGGGUGCAAGAUCAGAGACAAGCUCUUAACAACAUAUACAGACUUUUACAUACUGCAGGAGGUGAUUGUCUACUUGUUUUUCUAGCGGCUAAUCCCAUCUACGAUGUCUAUAAAAUUCUAAGCAAAUCGAUAAAGUGGUCGUUUUAUAUGCAGGAUGUGGAUUCAUAUAUAUCGCCCCUGCACUAUUCCCCUGAUCCACAAAAAGAAUUUUCACAAAUGCUGAAAGAAGCAGGAUUUGAGAAUCUUCAGGUGGAGCUCAGGGAGAAAGUUUAUGUUUACGAGGGUUUGGAAAUCUUAAAAGACAAUGUUAAAGCUGUGUGUCCAUUUCUGGAUCGUAUACCCUGGUCCCAGCACGAUGACUUCUUGGAGGACUUUAUCAAUAUUGUCACAAAUUUGGAUUUAAGGCACAGUGAUGUAAAUGAAUCAAUACAAAAAUUCAACUCUCCUUAUAAACUGUUAGUGGCCUAUGCGAAAAAGCCGUCAAUGGUACCAAAACUCAUGAAUGAUUUUAUUACUUCAGAUCGCCAUAGCAAGAAUAUAAGUUGAGUAGGAGGUUCAUACACAUAUGUGAUUGAUAUUAUAUUUUAGAUGUACUAUAUUACUUACCAAGAAUAUAAAUGAAUAAAUGUUGUUAAAAUUUUUAGAUUUUA
This is a messenger RNA of Stomoxys calcitrans (stable fly), 1073 nucleotides long. RefSeq names its product juvenile hormone acid O-methyltransferase (gene jhamt). The record is from RefSeq and is a predicted model, not a curated record. Lineage: Eukaryota; Metazoa; Arthropoda; Insecta; Diptera; Muscidae. The transcript is spliced from 3 exons. The coding region runs from base 67 to 969 and encodes 300 amino acids.